Molecule: messenger RNA, 390 nt
Organism: Scheffersomyces stipitis CBS 6054
Lineage: Eukaryota; Fungi; Ascomycota; Pichiomycetes; Serinales; Debaryomycetaceae
Product: tubulin-binding prefolding complex subunit
Exons: 1
Coding region: 1-390 (129 amino acids)
Biological process (GO): protein folding
Cellular component (GO): cytoplasm; prefoldin complex
Source: RefSeq, a predicted model, not a curated record
AUGGAUCUUCUCCCUGAAGGGCAAAGAAACACAACCGAAGUGUUGUGGGAAGACCAGCAGAAAAUAAACAAGUUUUCGACCCUCAUUGGCAAGAAAGACGAACAGCUUGCUGUGUUAGAAAAGCUCAAGACUGAAAAGGAGUAUCUUGACGAUUUGGCAUUAGAAAUCGAAUUGCUCGAUGAAGACGAAAAGAUUCAAUACAAAGUCGGCGAGGUAUUCAUAUAUAUGAAGGUGUCCAAAGCGGUCGAGAAAGUGGAAUUGGAAAACGAAAAGUUGACCGACAAGAUCAGUGAAACCAGCAAUUUGAUAGACUCUUACGACGAGAGUUUGGACGACUUGAAAAAACAGCUCUAUGCCAAGUUUGGUAACAAUAUCAAUUUGGAACGAUAG